AUGAUGCUGGCGCUGGGGUCCCCUUCGGGUGCAUCGUUACAGCUGACGCCGGGAUUCCCACUGGCGACGGCUCCGGCAGAGGGAGCAGCAGAGGAGCUCGCACGCGAGGAGGCUACCGAGGAGUCUGCUCUCUCGCGCGCAAUCUGGUCAUCCUUGCGGUCGCCGGGGAGGGCCCGGGCGCUGCUCCGCGAGGGCGAGCCCCACGAGGAGUACGACCCAACGCAGCCACAGAUGGACCUCCGCCUGCCCCUCGUCGCGCCGGCCUCGCCGCUCGGAGAGGGCGCGCCUGAGGGGAUGCUGCCACAGGCGCAGGGCUCCGCGCCGCAGUACUACCCGCGGCUCAACUCUCGCGCGUACAUGGGCAGCGCCGUGCAGCGCGGCGGCAGCGCGGCGCUGCCCGCCCCUGCGCCUGCUCAGCCUCUACAGCUUCCUGCGCCUGCUCAGCCGCCACUCGCUGCCGCUCGGACGGCCGCGCCGCGCCUCGGUGACGCCAGCCUCUACUGCUUCUCCUGCAGCCUCUCCGCCGCCGACGAGGCGUUCCUCGCCGAGCUCGAGGGGAGCGCCGCCAAGAAGGCGAAGACCGCGCCGCCCUCAGGCCCCCUCCCCGAGACGAGCCGCCUCUCCGGCGGCGCACUCGCUGCGGCGGGUAGUUGGAGCUCGCCUGCACCGGCGCAGCUGAGCAAGGACGAUUUGGCCUUCUUGGCCGAGCUCGAGUCGACUGCUGCGCGGGGCGCGGCGGAUCCGCCUCGCCGGGAUCACAACCAGCGCCCGGACCGUCGCGGGGGGGGCGCGUCGGCGCAGUCGCCCGCGAGGCACGCCGCGGGGGCGCCACCCAAGAGACCGCCCGCCCGCGGUCGCGGCAUCCCGAUCGGUGGCAUAAAUGGGUGCCCGGAGGAGGGCAAAAAUGGGAACUGGAGGUGCCCAAGCUGCUUUAACAUCAACUUUGGCCAUCGGAAUCAGUGCAAUCGCUGUCAAACCCCGAGGGGCUAG
Emiliania huxleyi CCMP1516 is the source of this 990-nucleotide messenger RNA. RefSeq lists its product as hypothetical. NCBI's taxonomy places the organism in Eukaryota, Haptophyta, Isochrysidales, Noelaerhabdaceae. The record is from RefSeq and is a predicted model, not a curated record. The coding region runs from base 1 to 990 and encodes 329 amino acids. The transcript is spliced from 6 exons.